Molecule: messenger RNA, 3069 nt
Organism: Carya illinoinensis
Lineage: Eukaryota; Viridiplantae; Streptophyta; Magnoliopsida; Fagales; Juglandaceae
Product: guanylate-binding protein 4
Exons: 16
Coding region: 1058-2587 (509 amino acids)
Molecular function (GO): GTP binding; GTPase activity
Source: RefSeq, a predicted model, not a curated record
GCACAACUCACUCACGCCCUGCAUCCUCAACAUCUAACUCUCUAACCUCCAUAUCCCCAGUGACCACUAAGAACACCACUGCUACCGAAAAGUAGCACAUGAAGCAGUCAUAAUUCUCAGCUCAGUGCUGAUGAUCUGAGAAAUUAAGACUCCAUAGAGCUACCGUACGCAUGUCUCCCCUUACUAUUAUGUAUAAUGAAAGCUUCGGUCCAUUCCGUCACCACCGAUGACUAUCUUACGUUCUGCGAGAGGGUGGUUUUGGUCUAUACUAGAUUAGCACCCCCAAAGGAAAGCUGUGGGCAUUUCUGUUUGAUUCAUAUAUUGGGAAUCCUUUUGGUCCUCAAAGAAAGCACAUGGGCGUGAGGUCAUCAACAGUCUCUAUGAUGGAACAGGUCUUGUUACACAAUAUGGGAGCAAUUUGGAGUUGUGUUCGCGUUCUUUUUGUGGAAAUUUUGCAACGUAGUACUUAAUGUGGUUGUAUACACUGUGGUCAUGGCAACAACAUCUUACUUGAUGCAGCAGUACACCAUGAUCAGGUUGUUUUGGUGGAAAUCACCAUGCCCUUUACAAACCCCUCUGCCCUCCAUCUGUUCACCAGAAUUUCCAACAUAACUUUCUCACUUCACACCUUUAAACUCAUUUGCUUGGCCAUGAUAGUGCCCUUAGAGCUCAACAAGUUCUAUGGCUCUAUCUUUCCUUGCUUCAGUAUCUGCACGUACAUCAAAUUCAAGGACAAACAUAUUGACCUAAAAAUGUGAUUGUUCAAAGCUUGUUUAUUUCAUGCACGUGGAAGAGUGAUUGGUUUCGGCAGUGGCGGUGGUGUUAACAGUUGCUAUGGAUGUGGAGGUUGGGGAGGUAGGCAUUGAAGAGGCAGGAGGUGAGUGGGUACAGUGAUUCAAUGAUUUGAGGGGAUGAUGGAGAACGAUUUUAUUAAAGGAAAUGGGAGCAAACUCAAUUCAAGGUUUCCAAGGUAAUUGGGCCAUAUCGCUCCGGAAAAUCUUUUUUGCUUAAUCAGCUUCUCUCCCUCUCUUGUUUUGAAGGUUUUGGUGUUGGACACAUGCGAGACACAAAAACAAAAGGUAUAUGGGUUUGGGGAACCCCAAUAGAGUUGGAUAUUGAUGGAGUUAGUACUUCUGUCUUGUACCUUGAUACAGAGGGAUUUGAGAGUGUUGGGAAGUCUAAUGUAUAUGAUGACCGGAUUUUUGCGCUGGCGAACGUUAUGAGUUCUGUGCUUAUCUAUAACCUUCCUGAGACAAUUCGUGAAGCUGACAUCUCUCGUCUGUCAUUUGCCGUUGAGCUUGCUGAAGAAUUUUACGGGAGAGUGAAGGGGCAAGAUGUUGCCUUUGAACCUGCCAAACUUUUGUGGCUUAUCCAGCGUGAUUUUCUACAAGGGAAGUCUGUGCAAGAAAUGGUGGAUGAAGCUCUUCGACGUGUCCCAAAUAAUGAUGGGAACAAAAACAUUGAUAUGGUUAAUCAAAUUAGGGACUCAUUGGCCAUUAUGGGUGAUAACAGCACAGCCUUUAGCUUACCACAACCCCAUCUCCAGCGAACAAAGCUUUGUGACAUGAAAGAUGGUGAACUCGAUCCUAUAUAUGUCAGGAAGCGAGACCAAUUGAAACAACUUGUUGCUAGCAUUAUUCGUCCAAAGAUUGUUCAGGGUAAAACCUUAAAUGGAAAGGAGUUUGUAUAUUUCCUGGAGCAGAUACUUGAAGCCUUGAAUAAAGGGGAGAUCCCAUCAACAGGCUCUCUGGUGGAGGUUUUCAAUAAAGGUAUUCUUGACCGAUGCUUGAAGCUAUACAGUGAAAAUAUGGAAAAAUUGGGCUUACCUCUCUCUGAGAAAGCUCUGCAAGAUGCCCAUGAAAGGUCCAGAGUUGACGCAAUGCAAGUUUUUGAUCAGCAGCAUUUUGGACGACAUCAUGCAAAGAAAUCAGUCAUGCAACUGAAUGAAGAAAUAGAGAAGGUGUAUAAGAAUGUUAUACUGGCAAAUGAAUACCAAUCAUCAAAGCUCUGUGAGGCACUUUAUACCGGAUGUGAGGACAAGAUGGACCAGCUUCAAGUUCUCAGGCUUCCAUCCAUGGCAAAAUUCAAUGCAGGUUUCCUUCAAUGCAACCGAAGUUUUGAGUUUGAGUGUGUUGGACCGUCAAAAGCAAAUUACGAGCGACGGAUGAAGAAGAUGUUGGGGAAGUCACGAUCUCUUUUUAUUAAGGAAUAUAAUCACAGGCUCUUCAAUUGGUUGGUGGCAUUCUCCCUUGUCAUGGUAGUGGUGGGCCGGUUUAUCAUAAAGUUUAUUUUGAUUGAAAUUGGGGCAUGGAUACUCUUUAUCUUCUUGGAGACAUACACGAGGAUGUUUUGGUCGGCAGAGUCUCUUUACUACAAUCCAGCCUGGCAUUUCAUAGUUGCCACUUGGGAAACACUUGUUUACAGCCCUAUCCUAGACUUGGACAGAUGGGCUCUUCCCAUGGGUUUCAUGUUGGCGAUUGCUAUAGUAUAUUGGCGUUGUUACGGGGGAAGAAAACACGGAACUCGUUGGCUAUUACCCCUGUACAACAAUCACAAAAGUGGCCCAAAUCGGCCAAGAUCAGAUUAGAAGUGUAGCAACUGCAUGUGUGCUUGAAGCUUCUGGUAUGCUCCUGUUCAAUCACACGAUUUAUACAUGAAGCCCGCCAAUUCAUUCUUGGGUCCUCGGUAGAGAUUUUAUUGCAAAACUGUGAAGAGGCGAAAGAUGGUUGGCUGUUCUGCUAAGUGUGCACUGUAGCAUCUCCAAAUGGUUUCUGUUCUAUUGAUUAUUUCAAAGGUCUACUAUUCCACAUUUGCCAUUAAAUUACCUAGUAAAUUGGAAUGUGAUCAUAUGUUUAGAAGGGGAAGAAGAAAGAAGAAAAAAGGAUCAUAUGAAGAAAAAAAGGAGACAAUUUGUUUCAAAGGAGUAACAGUAACUAAUUGCUUCGAAAUUCUUUCUCGCUACUAGGUUACUGACAUAAAAUUAGAAUUUUUUCUUAUUCUUUUGUGAAAUAACUGUUAAAAAUAACAUCUAUUCAUUUAUUAAUUGCAUGCGUUCGAUGAAUUGCAUGA